Cynara cardunculus var. scolymus (artichoke) is the source of this 2122-nucleotide messenger RNA. Its product is annotated as replication protein A 70 kDa DNA-binding subunit B. The record is from RefSeq and is a predicted model, not a curated record. Gene Ontology annotation, molecular function: damaged DNA binding; single-stranded telomeric DNA binding. The coding region runs from base 124 to 1929 and encodes 601 amino acids. Lineage: Eukaryota; Viridiplantae; Streptophyta; Magnoliopsida; Asterales; Asteraceae. Gene Ontology annotation, biological process: nucleotide-excision repair; double-strand break repair via homologous recombination; meiotic cell cycle. The transcript has 12 exons. Gene Ontology annotation, cellular component: nucleus; DNA replication factor A complex.
UCUCGAUUCACAGUAGAUCUAUCUAGAGAGAAAGAGAUUGAGGUUUAGGGUGAGUUAGGGAUCUUGAGUUUUGUUGAUUUGAUUUCCAUUUGUCGGUUGUUUAAUUCUUCAGAGCAAGAAGAGAUGGCAAAAUCGGUGACCCCAGAAGCGAUAUCGGUGAUACUGUCCAAUCCUUCUCCUGAUUCGUCGGCCGUUCAUCCAGAAAUCGUUGUCCAAGUACUCCAUAUCAAGUCUGCUGGCAACAGAUACACGUUUACUGUCAGUGAUGGCAAGAUGAAGUUGAAGGCAAUUUUGCAGUCUAGUUUAUCAUCUGAAGUGAUCAAUGGAAAUAUUCAAAAUUUGGGCCUUAUUCGUGUCAUUGAUUACACUCUCAACGACAUUCCAAACAAGAAUGAGAAGUACUUGAUUGUGACCAAAUGUGAAGCUGUGUCUCCUCCUUUAGAGGCAGAAUAUAAGGUAGAGGUGAAGAGUGAAGGAGCUGGCAUUCUGUUGAAGCCAAAGCAAGAAGUUAUCACUAAAUCAGCAGCUCAAAUUAUCAAUGAGCAGAAUGGGAAUAUGGCACCCUCUGCCCGAAUGGCAAUGACAAGGAGAGUUCAUCCACUGGCUUCUUUAAACCCUUACCAAGGAAAUUGGACGAUUAAGGUUCGAUUGACGUCCAAAGGAAACAUGCGCACUUACAAGAAUGCAAGGGGGGAGGGCUGUGUUUUCAAUGUGGAGUUAACUGAUGAAGAUGGUACUCAAAUCCAAGCAACCAUGUUUAAUGAGGCUGCAAGGAAGUUCUUUGAUGUGUUCCAAACGGGAAAAGUCUAUUACAUAUCCAAAGGAACUUUGAAAGUGGCUAACAAGCAAUUCAAGACUGUACAGAAUGAUUAUGAAAUGACUCUAAAUGAAAAUUCUCAAGUAGAAGAGGCAAUCAAUGAAGCAGCUUUUAUCCCUGAAACCAAGUUCAAUUUUGUCCCAAUUGAUGAGUUGGGACCAUAUGUUGGUCAGAGGGAGCUUGUGGAUGUUAUUGGAGUGGUGCAAAAUGUAUCUCCAACAAUGAGCAUUCGAAGGAAAAUUGACAAUGAGGCCAUUCCAAAGCGUGACAUAAUCAUCGCAGAUGCAACGAAGAAGACUGUAGUUGUGUCUUUGUGGAAUGUUCUUGCCACCGAUAUCGGCCAAAAACUAUUAGACAUGGCUGAUGAAUCACCAAUAGUUGCAAUCAAAUCUUUAAGGGUAUCAGAUUUUCAAGGGGUAUCUCUGUCAACAUUGGGAAAAAGCAUUGUAGAGAUAAAUCCUGAUAUCCCAGAAUCUAACAAGUUGAGAUCAUGGUACUGUUCUGAAGGCAAAGAAACCUCCAUGGAAUCUGUUGGUGCUGGCUUGAGCCCAUCGCUUAAAAGCGGUGGUAGGUCCAUGUAUUCUGACCGUGUGACACUUGACCAUAUAACCAGCAACCCAUCUUUGGGUUCAGAUAAGCCGAUGUUUUACAGCACACGAGCUUGUAUGAGCUUGAUCAAAACUGAUCAGACCAUGUCAUACCGAGCAUGCAAGACUUGUAACAAGAAAGUUACUGAAGCUAUUGGAUCUGGUUACUGGUGUGAAGGAUGUCAGAAGAAUGAAGAAGACUGCAGUUUGAGGUAUAUAUUGGCUGCAAAGUUUUCUGAUGCAAGUGGUGGAGCUUGGUUUUCGGUUUUCAAUAAUGAAGCUGAAAAAAUAAUCGGAUGCUCAGCUGAUGAGCUUGAUAAGAUGAAGUCACAGGGUGAUGGAACUGAUUUCCAGUUACAACUUAAAAAGGCAACAUGGGUCCCACAUCUUUUCCGAGUUAGCGUUGCACCAAGAGAGUACAACAAUGAGAAGCGACAAAGGAUCACUGUUAGGGCCGUUGCUCCGGUUGAUUUUGCAGCUGAGUCUAAGUUCUUGCUGGAAGAGAUAUCUUCGAUGAAACUUUGAAACGUUCUCGUGUUCCAUGUUUUUUUUGAAACUUAACGCCAAUCGUGUUUGACGCGAUACUUAACAAUGGUGUUUUUUCAAAGAUGUAUCUAAGUAGUUUUAGUUUUUGGGAUGAUUUUACAUAGGUUGGUACUUCUUAUAAUCUAUGUGCUGAUGUGCAUUGCACAAUUGAUCAUGAAAUAUGGUUUUUAUU